This is a messenger RNA of Lethenteron reissneri (Far Eastern brook lamprey), 4645 nucleotides long. RefSeq names its product zinc finger protein 470-like. The record is from RefSeq and is a predicted model, not a curated record. Gene Ontology annotation, molecular function: DNA-binding transcription factor activity, RNA polymerase II-specific. Gene Ontology annotation, cellular component: nucleus. Gene Ontology annotation, biological process: regulation of transcription by RNA polymerase II. NCBI's taxonomy places the organism in Eukaryota, Metazoa, Chordata, Hyperoartia, Petromyzontiformes, Petromyzontidae.
GGUGGACGUCACGCACGAGCUGGCUGGAUCGACGUCACCGGCGAGACGACAACCGCGUCCAGGACCAUCGGCCCCCUAGGUCGACUCAGCCUCAAAUGUGUUACGUGGUUGAGCCGUGGUGUGUAUCGUAGUCGUUAAACAUCGCCACUGGGGGGGGGGGGGGGGCGGAGAGACAAAGGCGGCCGGGCGAGCGUGGGGCUGACCACCCACACCACCCCCCCCCUUCUUCUGUGUCGUGUGCCACUUGCCCCGACAUUCUGCACCCAGAAUGAACGACGAAUCAGCGACGAGGCUCCACUGCCCGGUGUGCGACUGGGUAGUGGUCAGCCCGCCGGCGCUGGAGGACCACAUGAAGCGUCACCGGGGCCGCACCGAACCGGUGAUGUACCAGUGUCCCCACUGCCCGUACCGGACGGACAAACCCUUCACCUUGAUGAGCCACCAGCGAACUCACGGCGGCGAGAGGCGCUACAAGUGCCGCGUGUGCGGGGAGGGGUUCGCUCAGCCGGAGGACUUCCGCUCCCACCAGCGGGUCCACGUGGAGGAGAGGCCUCACCGUUGUCCCGUGUGCAAGAAAGCCUUCGCCGAGCCGGAAGCUCUCCGCUCUCACCAGAGGUUCCACGCGGGCGAGAAGCCGUACCGCUGCGGCGUCUGCGGCAUGGACUUCACCCGCGUCGACCACUUCCGCAGCCACCAGGUAAUCCACACGGGCGAGAGGCCCUACGGGUGCACGGUUUGCGGCAAGAACUUCACGCGCUCGGACUACCUGCGCAGCCACCACAGGACCCACACGGGCGAGAAGCCCUUCAGGUGCGUCACCUGCGGCAAGGCCUUCGCCCACCCGGGCACCCUGUCGACUCACGCGAGGAUCCACACUGGCGAGAAACCGUACGCGUGCGACGUGUGCGGCAAGGCGUUCACGAACCCCGGGGGCUUCUACAUCCACAAGAGGAUCCACACGGGCGAGAGGCCGUACGCGUGCCCCGUCUGCGGCAAGGCGUUCGUGUGCGCCGGGGCGCUGAACACCCACCGGAUGGUGCACACGGGCGAGAAGCCGUACAAGUGCGACUCGUGCGACAUGGCCUUCCAGCGGUCCGGGGCCCUGAGCACGCACCGCAGGACGCACACGGGAGAGAGGCCGUACGCUUGCGGCACGUGCGGCAGGGCGUUCGCGGACCCCAGGGCCCUCCGUGCGCACGGCAGGGUGCACACGGGCGAGAGGCCCUACAGGUGCGCGGUGUGCAGGAGGACGUUCACGCAGCGGCGGGCCCUCGCGGUCCACCGCAGGACGCACACGGGAGAGAGGCCGUACGCGUGCGGCGUGUGCGGCCGUUCUUUCGCCCAGCGGAGGUCCCUGGUCGUGCAUCAGAAGGUGCACGGGGCGGCGACGGCCGCGGCGGGGAAGGGGCCCCGAGGCGAGGGCGGAGAGGCGUCGACGCCGUCGGGCGGCGCUCCCGAGGGCGCGGACGGAGGGAGCGUGGCGGAGGAAGGGGAAAACGCCGGGGGUGCAUCGCGAGCAAGGGGGCGACGGCCGCCCUACCGGAGCCGCCUGGGUCUGGGGGUAAUGAAGGCGGAGAGCGGAGGCGGAGGCGGAGACGCGUCCUCGGCGAAGGUGAAGGAGGAACAGGAAGGGGACGUCGGAGGCUCGAGGCGUGGCCGGGGGUUGAAGGUGGAGCCCGGUGGCGAGGUCGUUCCGUGCCGCCCCCUCUCCCUGCCGAUCGUGAAGCGGGAGGCCGAGGAUUGCCACGGGAGCGAGACGGAGCCGCGGGGCGCGCGCGUGACGUCAUCCACGAGAGGAUCCACACGCGGGGGGGACGUGACGUCACGUCGGCCGCCGUGGCGGCUGCUGGAGACGCUGGGUGUGACGUCACGGAUGGACGCAGAGCGCGAGAGUGGUUCACACCUCGGUGGAGGGGAUGAAUUUCCUUCUCGUGCCUCACUGCAUCCCAGCGCCCGAGACAUUAAAAUGAACGAGGGAGGAGAGAUGAAGAUCUACUGCCCGAUCUGCAACUGGGUGGUGAUCAACCUGCCCGCCCUGGAGGACCACAUGAAGCGGCACAGGGGUCGGACCGAGUCCGUGCUGUACCAGUGCCCCCACUGCCCUUACAGCACGGACAAAGCGGCCACUCUGAUCGGCCACCAGAGGACGCACGCUGACGAGAAGCCCUACAAGUGCAGGGUGUGCGGGGAAGUAUUCGCCAACUCGGGAGACUUCUGCUCCCACCAGAGGAUUCACGCCAAACGAAAGCGGCACAAGUGCUCCUUCUGCGGAAAGGCGUUCGCGCAGUCGGAGGACCUCCGGGAACACGAGAGGAUCCACACGGGCGAAAAGCCCUACCACUGCACCGUCUGCGGAAUGGACUUCACUCAGUCGCACCACCUUCUCAGCCACCAGAGGAUCCACACGGGCGAGAAGCCGUACGCGUGCGCCGUGUGCGGCAAGGCGUUCGCGCGCUCGGACACGCUCGUCACCCACAAGCGGGUCCACACGGGCAAGAAGCCCUACAGGUGCGCGACGUGCGGCAAGGAAUUCACGCAGUCGGGAGGGCUCGUCAUACACGAGAGGAUCCACACGGGCGAGAAGCCCUACAAGUGCACCGUGUGCAAGAAGGCCUUCGCCCAAUCGGGAGCCCUGUGCAUACACACGAGGAUCCACACGGGGGAGAAGCCGUACGCGUGCCCUACGUGCGGCAAGGCCUUCUCCGAGUCGGGAACCCUCGGCAUCCACAAGAGGAUCCACACGGGGGAGAAGCCAUACGGUUGCCCCACGUGCGGGAAGUCGUUCACGCACUCGGGAGCCCUCCGCAUCCACCAGAGGACACACGCCGGUGGGAAGCCCUGCAAGUGCACAAAGUGCUGGGGACACGUUGACGUUUUCGGCUCGCCUCCGCGCUCCCAGGGGAACGUGCCGGGGCAGGAGACGCCACGAGUGCGCCACGUGCAGGGGGGCAUCCGCCGAGUCCAAAGACCCCGAGGACGAAACCGCGACUCCCUCCGGGGAGGUGGAGGUGACCGUUGAGGAUGAGAGUCCCGCGGUGGCGCGGGGGCGCGAAGAAAACCCCAAUUUUGAGACGUGGCCGGGGGUUAAGGUGGAAUGUGGACCCGAGCCUCCUUCGACCUCCCUGUCAAUUGUAAAGCGGGAAUGUGACGAAGGGGCCUGCUCUGAGGCACGGUCGAGGGUGAAGGUGGAACGUGAAGGUAGCGAUGGUCCUUCCAUCUCGCCGUCGAUCGUGAAGCAGGAGCGUGAAGAACGACCCGGCUCAGAAACGUGGUCAGGGGUGAAGGUAGAAGGUGGAGGUGACGGUGCCUCGUUUCCCUGCUCGAUCGUGAAGCGUGAACGGGAAGGAAGCCCCGGCUGUGAGACACGGCUGCUGUGAAGGUGGCACACGGGAGACCGAGUCUCUGCUUUGGGAACGGAUGUUGAGGUCUCCGUGGGAAGGUGAAGGAGGAGGGGACUACAAAAGGAAGCAUGUCGAGUGAGAGUGAGUCCUCGACUGGGACCUUUAUUAAUUUGGUGGCGCAGGUGGAGGAUGUGGGCUACACAGAGGGGCAGGUCUCGUGGGGCGGAGAUGAAACACUCGAGAAGCUGACCGGGAGAGGAAAAUGUUGAGAAAAUACCAUCCGAUACAUCGGCCAUUGGAAAGCACGAGCGUGUCUGCACGAGUGAACAGAAUGGAUGGAAAAACUAUCACGAAGUGUUGGAAGAUACGAGAAAUAAGUCCUGUGCCGGUGGACCGCUGGAGUCAUAAGUAAUGACACAAAUAAAAGGUGACACCUCAUGGAACUCUGUAAAGAACUGCGACGUGAUGCGUGGCAGCUGUUGAGUAGAGUUGGCUCUUGGUGGUUAUUGGACCUCCCAAAUAGUGGGGUUUCUACUGAAGCUACACCAAUGAGUUGUUAUUGAUAAGACUACUAGAUACGGAUUCGCCUUCUUAAGAAGUAUAACGACCGACACUAUUUGUGGAGACUUCGCGACGGCUGGCCAGUGAGUCCUAUUCUGGGACAGAAGUCCCUGGGCAAUGAGUGAUUGGCAAGGAACGAAGACACUCGGGUGCCUGGCCAGUUAAUCGUCAAUCUGGGGGGCAAACCCCUGGGCAGAGAUUAUGGAGGAGACUCAAUGAUUGGUCAGCGAGUCAUCUUCUGGAGAAAAAGUCCCUGGGCAAUGAGUGAUUGGCAAGGAACGAAGACACUCGGGUGCCUGGCCAGUUAAUCGUCAACCUGGGGGCAAACCCCUGGGCAGAUUAGAGAGGAGACUAGGAGAUGAUUGGUCAGUGAGUCCUAUUCUGGGACAGAAGCCCCUGGGCAAUGAGUGAUUGGCAAGGAACGAAGACACUCGGGUGCCUGGCCAGUUAAUCGUCAAUCUGGGGGGCAAACCCCUGGGCAGAGAUUAGGGAGGAGACUCAAUGAUUGGUCAGUGAGUCGUCGUUUGGAACAAAAGCUCCUUGGCAAUGACUGGCAAGAAACGAGCGACAGGGGAUAAAAGAGAGCGAGAGACAGAGGUCGCAAACGGGUUUUGAUUCCUUACCCGUACCCGGCCGCACCAGGGUCCCAAACGGGUACACGUACCCGUACCCGGCUGGGUACGGGUAGCCGGGUAUCGGGUAGGGUACGGGUAUCGGGUACCCGGUUGCGACCUCUGGCGAGA